CACAGUUUGGGUGACGCUCCCGAAGCACGUUGAGCUAAGUUGUCAAUCUAACUGGCUCCAACCGCCCCAGUGAAAGCCAGUUUUUAUGUAUUUAUCCUUCUAUAAAUUCAGUUCGUAUUUAUUAGCAGUAUGAACGGGGCUGUUUUGGCUCGUUUCUCUGUGUGAUUUAAAGCCGCAGGAGGAUAUGCAGUUUAAUAAUCCAGCAGAUCUCAGUCAGGAAGGAAAGACUUGCACUGCAAACCUGCAGACCUGAGCUAACCCAUUUUAUUUAACUGCUUCACGACUUCCUUUCACCGGGGUUUUUGUUUUCUUUUUUUACUAUUUCUUUUUUGUAUUUUUUUUUUUUUUGGAAAUGAGAACGACAUUAUUGCUGUUGCAUGCCAUCUCAUGCUGCGGGUUGGUCAGUGCCACACUUUCAAAAACUGAUGCAAAGAAGUCGCAUAAAGCUGAGGCCGAGACAUCUCCAGCUGAGUUGUCUGCGUUGGAGAGAGGCCUUGUUGUGUCAGACCCGCACUGGAAAGACAUAGUGAAGGAGGAAAAGAGAUACUGUGCUCACAUCAAGAGAACAUUUCAAGGACAAGUGCUUGGAUAUGUUACACCUUGGAAUUCCCACGGCUAUGACAUCGCCAAAAUGUUCGGCUCCAAACUGACUUCAGUGUCUCCAGUGUGGCUUCAGCUCCGCCGACGGGGACCCGAAACCUUUGAUGUCACUGGACUCCACGAUCAUGACCCAGGCUGGGUCAAAGCUGUACGCAAGUCUAAUAAAAAAGUGAAGAUGGUGCCUCGGCUGUUAUUUGAUGGUUGGUCUUAUCAGGACUAUAUGAGCGUGCUGGGGAGUGAAGAUGAAAUCGAAGAGAUGGGAAGUGAGCUGGUGGAUGUCGCAAAGACCGAAGGUUUCGAUGGUUUCACCUUGGAACUGUGGAGCCAGCUGGGAGGUAACAAAAGAAAGGAGCUGGUCCAUUUGGUGAAGCACAUAUGUGAGACUUUGAAGGCUAAGAGAUUAGACUGCAUUCUUGUUAUUCCACCUGCUGUGACAAGCACAGGGCAGCCGGGUAUGUUCGGCAGGGAGGAGUUUGAGCAGCUGGCCCCUGCAGUGGAUGGAUUCAGCCUCAUGACAUACGAUUACUCCAGCGGUGCCAGGCCAGGCCCGAGCUCUCCUCUGCCCUGGGUGAGAGACUGUGUUCUCCAGCUUGCACCCAACACUCAGUGGAGGCAAAAGAUCCUGCUUGGACUCAAUAUGUAUGGCCUUGAUUUUGCAAGCCAGGGAACAGAGCCAAUCCUGGGAGGAAGGUACAUUGAGCUUCUGCGAGAACACAGGCCCAAACAUCUCUGGGAUGAGUAUUCUGGAGAGCAUUAUUUCAGUUACAAGAGGAACAAUGUGAAGCAUGUCGUGUACUAUCCAUCACUGAAGUCGAUGUACCUGAGGAUCUCUUUAGCAGCUGAACUGGGAACAGGACUUUCCUUAUGGGAAUUGGGACAAGGACUGGACUAUUUCUACGAUCUCCUAUGAGAGUCGGACUUGAGAGUUAAGACUGUGGAAACAUCAGCACAUGGAUUUUUUUAUUUUUUUUUUUUCCUCUGAACAUGGUGCACUAAAAAUUCAUUUUUGUUUUAUUCUUUUCUGAGUGAGUUUCAGGCAACUGUGAAACAGAAUUUGGUUAAUGCUCAACUUGUUUGAGGGUCAUGAAAGUGUUGAGAAAUCUCGCCUCCAUGACGAAAUCUGGUAUUUGUUGAUUCAAAUGCUACUAGCAGAGACACUAGGUACUUCAGUAUGCUGUAUUCCUUUUCAUGGAUGCUAUUGUAGGAAAAAAAAAAUCAGCUUAUACAGUGCAGCAACACAUCUCCAUCCAGCUACAGGGACUGCAUGAUUACCAGUGUGUAUAAAGUUUAAAUGAAGGGUAUUAUUCUCGUUUUGAGGCCUUCAGACUUUGCGUGCCACAAACCCCUGCAGCUUCUCUUCAGUCCAUUUCCAGAAAUCUUCAGUUUUGCUCCCCACAAACUUCUCUGCACUUGGAUGCAGCUUUGCUUUCUCUGGAAAACGUGUCUUUGUCUGGCUUUGAACAAUCUGAAAACUCCAUCUCACCACGAGAAGGUUUUCUAUCUCCUUUUUUUUUUUUAAACAUUUUCAAAUCGAGACAUUUGAUUGUGUGUUUUUUGUUUUUAUUAUGUUUAUAAUGACAGCAUUGACAAGUAAUGAAGUUGUAUAAACAGUGCUGACAAACAUUUGUUCUGACCCAGCAUCUUCCAGUAUUUGUCUGAGAUAAAUGUAUAUCAACAUGAAUAUAAAUGUGGAACAAAUGA
This is a messenger RNA of Scatophagus argus, 2301 nucleotides long. RefSeq names its product chitinase domain containing 1 (gene chid1). Bases 353 to 1510 code for a protein of 385 amino acids. Gene Ontology annotation, cellular component: extracellular region. Gene Ontology annotation, biological process: carbohydrate metabolic process. Gene Ontology annotation, molecular function: chitin binding; oligosaccharide binding. The record is from RefSeq and is a predicted model, not a curated record. The transcript has 12 exons. NCBI's taxonomy places the organism in Eukaryota, Metazoa, Chordata, Actinopteri, Scatophagidae.